GAUAGAUAGAUAGAUAGAUAGAUAGUAGAUAGAUAGAUAGAUAGAUAGAUAGAUAGAUAGAUAGAUAGAUAGAUAGAUAGAUAGAUAGAUAGAUAGAUAGAUAGAUAGAUAGAUAGAUAGAUAGAUAGAUAGAUAGAUAGAUAGAUAGAUAGAUAGAUAGAUAGAUAGAUAGAUAGAUAGAUAGAUAGAUAGAUAGAUAGAUAGAUAGAUCAACACAUAGCUGGUCAGACAGAGUAACUCAGGACUGUGCGAAGGUGUUCAGCGAAACAAUCGAGAACAUGGAUAGGUGGUGACGUUCUGGGUCAGGAUCCUAAUUCCAAGUAGUACUGACCCAACAUGUCAGCUAUCCAUGUUCUUUAGAGAUGCCGCCUGACCCAUUGAGUAACUCCAGAACUUAGUGUCUUGCCUUCUUGACCAACCUAUCUGCCCUGAUUUACCCGGUCUUAAUGGCUUACUGUUUAUUCUUCAGAGUUUGACGUAAGGCUCGCGGGAGGCAGCGAUCGUUGUUCGGGUAGAGUGGAGGUGAAGUACAAAGGACAGUGGGGGACGGUUUGUGAUGACGACUGGGACGUUAGAGAUGCCGAGGUCGUCUGCCGUCAACUAAACUGCGGGUCCAGCGCCACGGCAUUCACGGGAGCGCAGUUUGGCGAGGGGAACGGGAGCAUUUGGAUGGACAAUGUAUUUUGCCGUGGAAACGAAACAUCUCUUUCGCAAUGUACCUUCCCUGGAUGGAAAAUAAACAACUGCGAUCAUACUGAAGAUGCGGGAGUCCAAUGCACUGAAGAGUUUGACGUAAGGCUCGCGGGAGGCAGCGAUCGUUGUUCGGGUAGAGUGGAGGUGAAGUACAAAGGACAGUGGGGGACGGUUUGUGAUGACGACUGGGACGUUAGAGAUGCCGAGGUCGUCUGCCGUGAACUAAACUGCGGCCCCAACGCCACGGCAUUCACGGGAGCGCAGUUUGGCGAGGGGAACGGGAGCAUUUGGAUGGACAAUGUAUUUUGCCGUGGAAACGAAACAUCUCUUUCGCAAUGUACCUUCCCUGGAUGGAAAAUAAACAACUGCGAUCAUACUGAAGAUGCGGGAGUCCAAUGCACUGAAGGCAAGUACGCAGUAAAGCCAUAGAGUCAUUGGGCCCCAGAGCCACAGAACGACGGAAUCACAGUCAUAUCGUCAGGGAACCCCAGAGCCACAGAACGACGGAAUCAAAGUCAUAUCGUCAGAGCCAAAGAGCCAGAGAACGAUGACAUCACAAUUAUAUCGCCAUAUCGUCAUUUUGCCAUAUUGUCAUUUCGCCAGAGUGUGAUAGAUAGAUAGAUAGAUAGAUAGAUAGAUAGAUAGACAGACAGACAGACAGACAGACAGACAGACAGACAGACAGACAGACAGACAGACAGACAGACAGACAGACAGACAGACAGACAGACAGACAGACAGACAGACAGAUAGAUAGAUAGAUAGAUAGAUAGAUAGAUAGAUAGAUAGAUAGAUAGACAGACAGACAGACAGACAGACAGACAGACAGACAGACAGACAGACAGACAGAUAGAUAGAUAGAUAGAUAGAUAGAUAGAUAGAUAGAUAGAUAGAUAGAUAGAUAGAUAGAUAGAUAGAUAGAUAGAUAGAUAGAUAGAUAGAUAGAUAGAUAGAUAGAUAGAUAGAUAGAUAGAUAGAUAGGUGGGUAGGUAGGUAAGUAGGUAGGU
Messenger RNA from Leucoraja erinaceus (little skate), 1700 nucleotides. Its product is annotated as scavenger receptor cysteine-rich domain-containing group B protein-like. Gene Ontology annotation, cellular component: membrane. The record is from RefSeq and is a predicted model, not a curated record. Bases 670 to 1122 code for a protein of 150 amino acids. The transcript has 2 exons. Lineage: Eukaryota; Metazoa; Chordata; Chondrichthyes; Rajiformes; Rajidae.